Molecule: messenger RNA, 357 nt
Organism: Closterium sp. NIES-65
Lineage: Eukaryota; Viridiplantae; Streptophyta; Zygnematophyceae; Desmidiales; Closteriaceae
Source: the annotation of a GenBank genome assembly
AUGGUGAGUGCUGUGAGGGGAGGUGCUGAGAUGGUGAGUGCUGUGAGAGGAGGUGCUGAGAUGGUGAGUGCUGUGAGGGGAGGUGCUGAGAUGGUGAGUGCUGUGAGGGGAGGUGCUGAGAUGGUGAGUGCUGUAAGGGGAGGUGCUGAGAUGGUGAGUGCUGUGAGGGGAGGUGCUGAGAUGGUGAGUGGUGUGAGGGGAGGUGCUGAGAUGGUGAGUGCUGUAAGGGGAGGUGCUGAGAUGGUGAGUGCUGUGAGGGGAGGUGCUGAGAUGGUGAGUGCUAUGAGGGGAGGUGCUGAGAUGUGCGGUGAUGGGAGGGUGAGUGCUGAGAUGGUGAGUGCGGUGAUGGGAGGGUGA